Messenger RNA from Aureobasidium subglaciale EXF-2481, 1605 nucleotides. RefSeq lists its product as uncharacterized. Gene Ontology annotation, molecular function: pyridoxal phosphate binding; cystathionine gamma-lyase activity. Gene Ontology annotation, cellular component: cytoplasm. The record is from RefSeq and is a predicted model, not a curated record. Gene Ontology annotation, biological process: transsulfuration. NCBI's taxonomy places the organism in Eukaryota, Fungi, Ascomycota, Dothideomycetes, Dothideales, Saccotheciaceae. The transcript is spliced from 2 exons. The coding region runs from base 370 to 1605 and encodes 411 amino acids.
CUCAAAGAAUCCAACCAAUCCAAAUUUUUCUUCUCCUGUUCGAAAAAAAAGUUUAUUGAUAAUCUGCAGGAACAAUUUCGCCAUUCUCUUGGUACCUGACUAAACAUAAGAAUUCGUGUCGUGUCGAGUUCUGUGAAACUAAACAUUUCUCUUUCUGUUUACAAAUCCAACUCUCUUCGAGAAAGCACCCUAUCUCUCCGGACUAAGAAAGGCGGAACUAUCUUACGCAAAGUGGAAGGAUUGCGUGAUUCGACAACAUAACGAAGAAUCCUGGAAGGAUAUAUUAUUAUCAAUAUCAACCCUCUCUUUCUCUCGCCACCUUUCUUCCAUCUCGGAAUACACAUCUACGACACUUUUUAGAUCAUCAAGAUGCAGCCCUCGGAACAUGGACAACACGGCUUUGGCACUCUCGCCGUGCACGCCGGAUCGCCGCACGACCCUGUCACUGGUGCUGUGAUUGAAUCUACUGACGAAAGUGAUCAGAUCUCUCUUUCAACAACAUAUGCUCAGACUGCUGUCGGUCAACCCGUUGGCGCAUACGAGUACACUCGUAGCUCAAACCCCAAUCGUGACAACUUUGAGAACUGCAUCGCAGCACUGGAAAAGGCAAAGUACGCUCUGGCCUUCAGCUCCGGAUCCGCAACCACAGCCAUCAUUCUCCAAUCUCUGGCCACUGGCUCUCACGUCGUCAGUGUAUCUGAUGUGUACGGCGGAACCCACCGUUACUUUACCAAGGUAGCAAAGGCCCACGGUGUCCACGUCACAUUCACCCCCAGCAUCGAAUUAGACGUCGAAGCACUCAUCAAGCCCGAGACCAAAUUGGUCUGGAUCGAGACACCCUCAAACCCCACUCUGUCUCUUGUCGACAUUUCCGCCGUUGCAGAAAUUGCCCACAAGCACGGCAUCCUAGUCGUUGUCGACAACACCUUCAUGAGCCCUUAUAUCCAAAACCCCCUCUCUCACGGCGCAGACAUUGUAGUCCACAGCGUGACAAAGUACAUCAACGGUCACAGUGACGUCCUCAUGGGUGUCGCAGCCUUCAACAGCGACGACCUCAAAGAACGCCUCGGCUUCCUUCAAAACGCCAUCGGUGCCGUUCCUGGAGCUUUCGACUGCUGGCUCGCUCACCGUGGUGUAAAGACGCUGCAUCUGCGCGCUCGUGAAGCCUCCAAGAAUGGCAAAAUGGUUGCCGAAGCUCUCGCCGCUUCCCCUCUCGUCCGUGCCGUAAACUAUCCAGGCUUGGACUCGCAUCCUCAGCGUAAGAUUGCGCUCAAGCAGCACAGAGAUGGUCUUGGCGGCGGUAUGCUGUCUUUCCGUAUUGCCGGAGGCAAAGCAGCUGCUGAGCGCUUCUGCGCUGCUACCAAGAUCUUCACCCUUGCGGAAUCGCUUGGUGGUGUGGAGAGUUUGGUGGAACUUCCUGCUAGCAUGACACAUAUGGGUAUUCCCAAGGAGCAGAGAGAGGCUGCUGGUGUGUUUGACGAUUUGGUCAGAAUCAGCUGUGGUGUCGAGGAGGGUGAGGAUUUGGUCAAGGAUGUCAUGGCUGCUUUGAAGAAGGUCGCUGGAGAGAGCAAUGGUACCGCUACCAACGGUAAUGGCACCGCAUAG